Messenger RNA from Stegodyphus dumicola, 8358 nucleotides. RefSeq names its product apoptosis-resistant E3 ubiquitin protein ligase 1. Lineage: Eukaryota; Metazoa; Arthropoda; Arachnida; Araneae; Eresidae. Gene Ontology annotation, molecular function: ubiquitin protein ligase activity. The record is from RefSeq and is a predicted model, not a curated record. Gene Ontology annotation, biological process: negative regulation of apoptotic process; protein polyubiquitination; ubiquitin-dependent protein catabolic process. Gene Ontology annotation, cellular component: cytoplasm; cytosol.
UAUUUUGAACAUGAUGAUCCUGAACUUUUUGUGAAUAAAGUGAAGUAUAUUUUGGAAAAUGAUAUAGACAAUAUGGGCUUGUGUUUUACAGAAGAAAUAUAUGAUUCAUCUGGACAGUUAAUUGAGGAAGUUGAUCUUAUACCAAAUGGUUCAAAUGUGCUUGUGACAAAUGAAAAUAAACUUCUGUAUUUAAAUGCAUUAGCUCAAUAUAGAUUGUCAAGUAGUGUCAAAGCUGAAAUCGAACACUUUUUAAAAGGUUUGAAUGAUUUAAUACCGGAUAACUUAUUAUGCAUCUUCGAUGAAAAUGAAUUAGAGUUACUGAUGUGUGGAACUGGAUCCUAUAGCAUUGCUGACUUCAAAGCAAAUCAUGCUGUUAGUGGCUCAUCAUAUGAAUUCAGGAAGGUUUUAGAUUGGUUCUGGAUUGCUGUUUCUAAUUUUACUGAGGAAGAAAUGGCAAGGCUUUUGCAGUUUACUACUGGUUGCUCUCAGUUACCGCCAGGUGGCUUUUCAGAGCUGAGUCCAAAAUUUCACAUAAUGGCUGCACCAACAUUUGGUAACUUGCCGACUGCCCACACAUGUUUCAAUCAGUUGUGUUUACCAGAUUAUGACUCAUAUGAACAGUUCGAAAGAGCUCUCAGGUUGGCUAUCAAUGAAGGUUCUGAGGGCUUUGGUAUGGUCUGAAGAACUAAAGCUAUUCCAUGUGAAAUAUUUUCAUCGCAUUUGUGAUUAUUUAUGCAAGAGAUUUCUUGUAUUAGAAAGAGUUGAAUAUAUGCAGUAAUGACUGUGAUUAAUUUAACUCUUCCAUUUUCACAGCAAAGUAUUUUAUAUGAUGUAGCUGACACUAGCAUAUUUGUGGCCAUUUUUAAUGGAUAUUUUGUGCCUCUCAUAACAGUAAAAAUUUUUCUUCAUGCUCUUUUUACUUUUCAAAAGAAAGACAUUUGCAUGUCACCACACAUUUGUAAACAACGAAAAAUCUAAUUUGCCUUGUCCUGUAUUUUUUCUUUGAAAUUCUUCUUUUGGGGGGCAAUCAUAUAAUUAUGCAACUUUAGGUGUUUGAAUGAUGUGCUUGUAUAUAUUUUUUCUGUCAGAAAGUUUUGUUUAUUCUUCUCACUGUACAGAUUUUAAUUGUGAACUUGCCUCAUACUUUUGAAUGUAAUCAUGUUGAAUUUAAAAUGGUGCCCACAAUUUAAUAAUACGUGAAUAUUUUCAAUCGUGUUAUUAAUGACAAUGGAAUAUCCUGUACUGUUUUGUAAUUUUCUUAAGGUUCUGAUUUAUUUUCUUAUACUGUCAUACUUUUAAGUAAGAUAUUUCCACUUUCCUGUUUCAGCAUAAUACUUAUUGAGGUUUCUUCCCUCAUAGAUUCUAGGCACAGAUUAAAAGGCAGGAGUUUUUAAACCAUGAAUUUUAUCUAGCCCACCGUUUAUUCUUAUAUUUUCAUAUGUAAAGUAGUUGAUAAGAAUAACAAAAUGCAAUCUUUUCUUCAAUGGUAAUUAUUGCUCAACCUCUGUUUAAAGUGUUCACUGCAAAAUUAAAAAUUCUCUGAAUUUCCUGCACUUGUUCUUUACAAAAAUUAAAAGUAGGUUUUUAAACAAUGUUUGUAAAAUAAUAAUAUUACAGUUCUUAUACUUUACUCAUUAUCUAAAAGAUACACAAAAUUCUAUCGAUAUGUUUGUGCAAUUUUAUUCAUUAUAUACAGAUUGAUAGAAAUUUUUGUUACAGCUUAUAUGUGUGUAGCUAUGGAAGUUUACUCAAUAGAUGAAGAGUUUCUGUUGAACUAAUAUUCAGAAAUUUAAUAGCUAUACUAACUGUUUUUAAUAUUAGAUUUUAUUCUGUACAUGUAUUUAAAACUAUUCAACCAGUGUGUUUGCUUUAAAGUAUUGUAAGUGCCAAAGUUGAAAUUUCACAUGUUUUUAAAUAUUGAUUUCAUCGAGAAUAUAUUGCAAUUUGUAUGCUUUAUUCAUAAUGUUAAAAUUGUCUGAAAGAUAUAUAAUUUCUAUUGCUAUACUUGUGAAGUUUUAUUAAUUAUAUACAGAUUGAGAGAAAAUUACUGUUUUUAUUACAGUUUAAUUAAUUUUUACAAUUUUACAAUUUAGUUUUAUUAGUAAGCUGUAUCACUUAUAAAAAUUGCAGCAUAUUUAUUUUCAAAUUUCUAAUGUUAUUUUUUUCUUUACUUAAAAAUAUGUGUUAACACAUUCAAUAAAAAAUACUUAAAUUUUAGUAGCUAUGUUCAAAUCUCUGAUCUUUAAUGUAGUUGCUGUUUAAGUAAUAUUUUUUCCAUUGUUUUGAUUUGGCCUGCUAAAGUAUGCAGAUGUUAAUGGUUGAGAAGUCUUCUAAAUGUAAUUAUUGUGAUCCAGUGAUUUCCUUAAGAUUUUAUUCAAAGUUAGAGGUAAAUUAAAUUUUCUGAGUUGGUACUCUGUUAUUGGAUAGUUUUCAAACCUGUGCUUAUCAUAUCCCACAUUCAUCCCUGCAAGACAGUUGUAAAAUAAGAACAGGAGAAUAAUGGUUGUUUGUGAUCAGAUAGUAUUUAAUUUACCUUUCUUCGGUUUGCACACUUGAGAAAAAAGGAAUUUUUAUUUCUACAGUCACUUCAAAAAAUACAUUAUACAAAUGUUAUGAAUGAGAAAUAGUUUUUAGAACAUCAUUAAGUCUGAUUUAUAUGUAGUGUAAAUGCAUGUGCAAUAAUAAUUAUGAUGACAAAUAAUGGUCCUAUGUUGUAAUAAUUAUAAAAGGGACAGAUAAUUGGUAGGAAAAUUAAAAGGGUCUAUGAAAUUAGAUAAGCAGAGUCGUGGUUGCAGAAGCAGGAACUAUGAUAAGGCACAGUGGUAGCAAAGUCUAAUGUUGCUAAGGUUAGUCAUCAGGUUGAGUGCUUGGCUGUUUGUGGGAACUGUAACUUUCACUGGAAUUCCCAAUUGUUCAUAUAGGGACUUCUGUUUGGAAUAAAACCAUGACUUUCCAAUAAUGUUGGCACUGUAAUCACUGAUACUACCAUGGGAAUCAUAGGAUACAGUACUGCCAUAAACGUCUCAGCAAAGUUACAUGGCUAGUGUUGAGUGAUAUCAUUUCUCACUGCAAAUAGAAAUGAAUACAAAUUUCCAACACAAAUAAUGUAAUGCAUUUCUUUGAUGUAAUACUAAUAAUAUUCCUAUACUGUAAGUCACAUUAAUUUUGCUCUUUUAAUUUAAAAAAAAAAAAAAAGAAAAAGAAAAAAAAGAAAGAAAGAAAAAGAUAAAAAUGCCUUUUGCAAAAGGUUUUAAAUAGAAAAUGUAAAAUAGAAUAACUUUGUAAAAACUUAAUGCUUCUGCAUGUUUUAUGUACUAAAAAAGGUUUUUUGAAUUAAAAAAGUACACAGAUGAUAUAGUGAUUGUGCUGGAAAAGAAGGAAAGAGUUGUGGACAAUCAGAAUUUGAUCCACUUUGGAGGUGUAGUUAUAAAGAUAAGUCCCUAUUUACAAAUCAAAUGAAAAAACUUUAAAGAAAAAACAAGGCAAUGCUAUGCAUAAGCAACUGCAUAAGUAAUGAAAAACUAUCUAAUACUUUAAAUAUGCUGCUGCAACCAACUGCAUAUGGCAUUAGAAUUUGUUUAUGUGUGUGAAAGAUACUAGUUCUGAAAAAGUACAGAAUUUCAUUAGUUUGGGCUUAAGUAACAGGACUUUUUAUGUUCUACAAUACAUAUAUUACAUUUCUUUAUAUAUCUCUGUUGCAUUUUGAGGUUUAGUCUAAAAUGUCAGAAUAACUUGACUAUCAUAUUAAUGAAAGAAAAUAGAAGUAUGCUGGAACUUCUUUUACAUAUUCCAUUACUUCACUUAAUGAUACCAGUGAGCAAUGUAGUGUACAAUAUUACUUUUUAAAUUAGUUUUCUUAUUUUUACUCUAUGUAUUAAUUAAACAUGUGUCUAUUUAGAUGUAUGUCAUGCAGCUAGCAUGUAUAAUACAGCAUUUAUCAUCUAUGGUAAGCUUUGAAAUCUAUUACUUGCAGAUAUGGUGACAGUAAUGUAUUAUGUUUCAUUUAAAAUAGAAUUUAUAUUUCUGUUUGAAAUAAAAGUAUUAUUUAAUUAAAAUUAAUUGUUUAAAUAAUAGUAUUUAUUUUGUUUUAUUCUGUUUAAGUACUGUGUGGUUGCUAGAAAAAACUAAACUAGUUAAAGAAAUUAUUAAAUUGGAACCAAAAUUAUAUUUUGAAUGCGUAAUCCAUGCUGAAAUAUAUUUAUAAUAAUACUCUUUUAUAUUUCAUUAAAUAUAAAUUACAAAUGGGUCUUUUGAAACGAGAGUUACAUUUGCAUGAUUUUGCAAUACUUGUGUUGGCCGUAUUUGCAUUUGCGUGUGUUCUGAUACUAGCAUGACUGAUUUAAAAUUGAAACGUAUUCUGACAUUACUUUGCUUUUGCGUAUUCUUACUGCAUAAUUAGAAUCAAAACAAACUUUAUAUAUUUAAUAUACUUAAUGCAGAACUGUCUAACCAAAGAAGUAUGUUAUUAGGGAUGUUUAACAUCUGAAACACAAAACUCAAGAGCUACAUUUACAAAGUGAAAUAGUGAUAAAAUUUCACAAAUAUGGAAAGAAAUAAAAGUAAUAUUUAAUCGUCUUGAAUGCAAACUGAGCAAAAUAUUUCCAUAAGAAAUUGUGGUUUGUAAUAUAGUGAAUGGUAUAUUAAUUUUGUUAAACCAAAAUCACUAGAUUUCCUGACUACUUAAAAAAGAUAUUUUAGAAUUUGUACAUGUUGGAUAUAAUUGCAUAUGUUGCUUUUAAUUUCUUUUUAUACUUUUCAGUUUCAGGAGUUAUUGCAUUAUAUUAGCGAAUUACUAUUAUUAUUAGUUAUUAGUGAAUUACUGAUUUAGAAACAGACAGUAUAGCUGAAUUAUGAAUGGGAUAAUUGGUAAUGUUUUUUCUGAAGUAUCUUGUUGGUAUUUAAAGAAAAUUGAAAAAUGUUCUUUAUUUCUUCCUAUUUUUAAAAAAUUAAUCUUUUCACAUAUUAUGCAAUAUUAAAUUUUUGUCAUGAUUUUUUAAUAUAUAUAUUGAGAGGGGGAAUAAUAUUGAUGCGUAAUACCUUAUUACUGUAAAUUUAAGCAGUAAUUUUAUAUUCAUAUUUUUUACGCAUUAAAUUAGGGUAUGGCUUAAAUCCAAAGCAAUUACUUUAAAAUCUUGUUUCUGCCAAUAUUGCAGUUUUGGAAAAAUAUCCCUGAAGAAAUUGUCAAGAAAUUGUAUUUAAUGUGUUAUAUUACUUAUGAUUUAAUUGUCACUGAAGAUGUGCUCUGAUGCAAUAGUGAAGGUGAGAAUUAAAGAUAUCAAAAGUGAUGGUACAUCUAAAAAUUCCCAAUAAAUUAGGCAAUAGUUAAGUAUAUUAGUCUCCUCCCCCCCCCAUUAUGUCCAAUUUGCCUUGUUUUAAAUUUAAAGUACUAUUGUAUUAUAUAUUUUCUGAAUAUACAAGGGAAAAGUGAUUUAAAUUUUGUAUAAUUUAUAAUUUCUUUUUAUGCAUAUACAGUACAAAGUCUGGAAUCCAGAUAUCCAACAAUCCAAUAUCUGGACCUUCAGACCACCAGUCCCCCCCCCCCAAAAAAAAAAUUAAUAUAAUAUAAAAAAUUCCCUCAUCCUCUUACGAAGUCUAGGAAUAAAGCAUAUAAUAUUCAAGAAAAGGAAGCAGAUGAGCCAUAAAUGCCACUGAGAUUCCUGCAUGUCAUUUUAAAACACCUAAUGACUAGGGAGUAGCACCAUGGCCACUAAUGUUAUAUUGAUUGACGUUGUAUUAAUGUUGGCCAAGAUCACCCUUUAGUGAAUGUGAGAGUGGAUAAAAUUUUUAUAUCUGACCCAAACAAUAAGUAAAGCUCCAAUAUUGCAGUAAAAACUUGUCAUCUUAUUUAGACUGAUGAUCUGAAAUCUAGAAUCGCUGAAGUCCCAACAAUUCCAGUUAUUAUACUAUAUUUAGUUGAUAUAGUUUGGAUAAUACUUUUCUGGAGACCUUAAAGUGUGUUUCUGAGUUUUUUUAACCAAGUGGAUUGGCAAAAAUUUAUCUGCGAUUUAGUGGGACUUCUGCAUUGAAUGUGAUAUUUGAUACGAAUAUGGACACAUGCAAGAUGUAAUUAAUUCUAAUUAGUUUUAUAGAAACUAUUAAUAAAGUAAUGCAUUCCUUUUUGUGAUAUCUGUGUUAUAUUGUAUUUAGCAUCAUUUGUUUAGAACGCUUUUCUUUAAAAUUCGUUAUAUACUAUAAUUUUAAGGCAGAUUUUUCUAAAUUCUUAAUUAUUAAUGAAUGAUAAUAGGUUUAUUUUUCUUUAUUAUUAAAUGUGAUUGUAUCUGAAUCUUGCUUGUUAUUGCAAUUUUCACAUAAAUUGUUUUUUACCUUUCUAUAUCAUAAGCUUCUAUAAUAUACCAUUGACUAUUUUUAUAAAGAUUUUCUGAAGUAUAUACAAGUUUGGUUUUUAAAUUUUAUUUUUCCAUUAACACACUUGCAAACUCUCAAACUUAAAGCUGUGAAUCUUUGGAAUAAUUUGCUACACUGAUUAUGUUGUGGUUUUGUAACAUUUCAGUGAAAUUUCAUGCUAUUAAGGAAAGUGCCAUAGUCAUCAGGUUAUAUAAGGUAAUUAUUGCUGACAUGUACUUUUAAAAUCAGCACAUUAAAUUGUUGUAAAAUUUGAACUUUUUGGGGGGAGGUCAGGAGUUUGCAAGAAGAAAUUAAAUUAUAUAGUAAGAAUAAAUUAGAAUAUGUGUAUAUGCAUGAGCUACUAUUAUUAAAAAUUAAACUGCAGAAAUAAUAUAGAUUACUUUCCAAAUAUUUAAUAUAAUGAAAAGAUUGAAAAAAAAAUAAAUGAGUGUUUGUAUUCUAAAUAAAUUGAUUUAAUAUAUGGCCUAUUUAAUUAAUAAAAAUUUUAUGUUAUAAAUUUUUGUUUUAAUCUUUCUUUUAUAUAUAUAAUUUUUUUAAAGUACGUGUAUAUUAAUUUUAUCACUCUUUCAUUAUUGAUCCAUCACUAUUAAGACUUUUCUGAGCUUAUAUUUAUAUUUUAUCCUUCAAAAUCUCUACAAACUAUGGCAUGUGUAACAAUGAAAAGUCUGAUUAUUUUUAAUUGUACUUAAUGGUUUUGAGAUACUUAAAAAAUGUAUAUAAGUAAUAGCCAUAUAAUUUCUUUCCUUACUUAUAUUUCUGGUUUAAUAAAGUUUUUUCUGAAGUGAUGCUAUAUUAUGCUGUUAGGUUCAUGCAUGUUGUCGAAUUUAUAAAUCUAACUUUAAUGCCAGUAAUUGUUCAUCCAGUUUCUCAUUUUACUCCCCUCUCUCUCUCUCUCUCUCUCUCUCUUCUUUUUUUUUUUUUUUUUUUUUUUUUUUUUUUUUGUUUUUUUUUUUUCUGAUUGAAAAUUUGAUCUACUUUCUAUAGGUACAGAUUUUGUAAAUAAUUUAAUACAUUCCACGUUUCUUAUUUAGAUGCAAGGAGUAUAUUUCAGUUUUAAUACUAUUUCUAUAUUGCUUGUACUUAAGUGUCUAGGACUGAUUUGAGCAUUUUUAUAUUUUGUUUUAUCCUUGAUUUCAUAUUAUCUCUGGGUGAAAAUGAAUCUAUUAAAAAUGUAUUUAUACUUAAACUGUAAAAAAUAUAAAAUUUUCAAUCAUAUAACCUGUGGUUUUACUACUUUAAAAUUGGAAGUUAUAUUUAGUUUUACAGUUAAAAAUCGCAUAUUUAUUAUCUGUAAUUCAUUAUACUUGUUAUUGGUUGAAUGAUUAUAUUAGUUAUAUGUGUCAGAAGUUAAUAUAGCCUAGACAUACGCACACAUGCACAAGAAUAAAUUCUGGAAGGUAUAUUUUAAAACAGGAUCCUAAAUUGUGUACUAGUUAAACAUUUUGCUUGAAAUAAAAUCUUUUUCACUUUUUGUUACAUUGAUUUAUUAUUGAUUGUAUAUAAUUAUUAUUGUAAUCACUGUAAACAUUAAAAAUUUACUUAGUUAUUUCUUAUGUAAAUAUUAAAACAGUGCAAUAACUAUUUUAUUUGUCCUGCUUAAAAAAAAAAAAAAAAAAUCUUUUUGGUUUGAUUGCAAAAUUGAGAAGUUUAACAUGUAUUUAAAAAUAUUUCAUAACAUCCUUAUGAAAUCUUUAUUUUAAUAUGUUUGGGCUUCUGAUUUGUGAUUGUUACUGUGAUAAAUUGUCUACGGUGCUUUUUUUAAUUUUGUAAAAUAGUGUAUAGGUGUUUUUGCAUUCAUUUUUUAAAAUAUAGCUUAUUUUGUUACACAUUCAUUAAUUUCUAUUCCUUAAUCGACUUUUUCUGAAUGCAUGAUUUUUCUAAAUGAUGUGCCUCAAACAUGUUGCUUGGUAGAAUAAUUUGUAAAUUGUUGUAUUCAUUGUAGUCAAACUGUAAAAUAAUUCAUUUAUGAAAUAAAUUUUUUCAAUAUUGUCA